Molecule: messenger RNA, 1683 nt
Organism: Musca vetustissima
Lineage: Eukaryota; Metazoa; Arthropoda; Insecta; Diptera; Muscidae
Exons: 3
Coding region: 1-1683 (560 amino acids)
Source: RefSeq, a predicted model, not a curated record
AUGCAAAAGAAAUUCGCCUUAUUAAUUUGCACCUCCCUAUUCGGAUGGGCACUGUCCUAUAGUGAUUAUACAUAUCAUCUUUUGGGAGAUAUUGGAAAUCCACUGAACGAAUUAAUGGAAUAUGGUCGGGUCGCAUUAGCCCUUCAAGUGAACAUUCCCAAAACCCUUCACGAUCGUCAGUAUUACUUCUUCAUUGUCUUUACCUGGUUUAUGCUCUAUCAAAGGCACUUCAACGAAGAUAUGAUGAAAAUAUUUGAAAUUUGUCGUAAAAUGAAUGUAAAGAAUGUAGUGAUCAUGACCAGACCUGUGCAGGAGAAUUUCAUUAGUUUCCACACCUAUUCGCUGUACACGGGUGACUAUUGCAACACCGAAAUGACAAUGAAGGAAAUCAAUCGUUACGAAAAUGGUCGAUUUCGUUAUGAUUAUCUAUUUCCGGAUAAUAUGAAGAAUUUCCAUGGCUGCAAGUUGACAGUGUGUGGUCGGAUUAUAGCUCCGAUGUUAAUAUUUAAUGGAGAUAAGCGCAAUGAAACUCAGUUGAAAGAAAUGCAUCGUUUAGGUGGUAUCGAAGGAGAAAUUUUGAAGUUGGUCGCCUCAACAAUGAAUAUCAAAUUGGAAUAUCGUUUUCCGCAGACCUUCCAUAAUCCGGGAAAUGUACACAAUUUCACGGGAUGUCUAGCAGAUCUCUAUGAACAACGCGCUGAUAUGGCUAUUGGCGGCCUGGGUGCCCUUAUGCCGAAUGGCCAGCAAUUUAGCAUUUCCUAUACACAUCAUCCAUCGCCGUAUGUUUUCGUAGUACGCGGAGGACGUCCAUUAGGGCCGAUAACACAACUGUUGAAUCCAUUGCAAAUAAAUACAUGGCAGGUACUUCUGGCUCAACUUUUAAUCCUUAUUGCCCUAAUCAAUUGGGUAGAACGGUGUGGCAAACGUAGGGUACGCAACUUCAUAUUGGGAGCUCACAACAAAUAUGCCAUACAUCAUUUAUUUGUAACGUUGCUGGGAAGUCCUCUCCCAAGCUAUACGGUUCCACGGCGGAAUUUCGCUCGUUUCCUUUUUGCCGCCUGGCUGCUGUGGACAAUGCAGCUGCGUAAUUUCUAUCAGGGUAAAAUGUUUGAUACACUGCGACUGGCAAAACGGCAAUCCACCCCAAAGACCAUACAUGAGCUAAUCGAUAAGGAUUACACUUUGCUAUCAUCGAUAUAUCGGGACUUCUAUCCACCCAAUAAAACCAUAAUAAUAUCGGAUACAGUGGGGCGAUUGGAUGUCGUCAACGCUGUGGAUAUGCCAUUUACAACCACAGAAGUGUUGGAUUUUAUGUCAUAUUACAAUAUGAUCAAUUGGAAGACAUCGACCCUAACCUAUGUGGAUGAGGUCAUCUAUUUGUAUCAUUGUGUGGUGUAUUUUCCCAAACAUUCAAUUCUAUUGCCCAGUUUUAAUCGGAAAUUUAAGUUGCUCUCGGAUGCCGGCAUUACUUCGUUAGUAGCCCGUCAAUGGGUCCAUCCGUAUUUUCGUAAUCCUAAGGGUCACAUAAAUUCGGGUGAAAUUCGUCAAAUAACCCAUAAACAUUUGAUUGGCCUUUACUACGUUUAUGUUGCCAUGAACGGGAUUGCUGUGGUGAUUUUUAUCGCUGAAUUGGGUUCGAAGCGUUUUAGUGUGCUAAAGCGGAUUAUUGAAAGGUGGAAUUGA